Molecule: messenger RNA, 711 nt
Organism: Prorocentrum cordatum
Lineage: Eukaryota; Dinophyceae; Prorocentrales; Prorocentraceae
Source: the annotation of a GenBank genome assembly
UCCAGCGCUGUCCAGCAGACCCUCCCGUCCGUCGCCGCCCGAGGCUGGCGCCGCGCGCGCGCGCCCGGCCGGCGUGUGCAGCCAUGCGGGUCCUCGCUCCUACAGGUCUGGAGAACGGUUGAGCUACGGGCGAGCAGAACAACCGACGCCCGGCCUUUGAAAACAUUACACUCGUGGCAUCGGCCGACAUGGCCGCGGGCCCCCCUCUGCUUGCAGUACUGCACAGCCAGGGUGAACCAAGUCAGCAGGCACAGCUGGCGAUAGUUACAGUUGGCGAAACAAGGUGAAACGCCCUCCAUGGACCAGGUCGAUGCGGCCGUUUGGAACCCUCGGAUUAAGGCAGCCGUUGGAGCGCUCGGAAGGCGGCCAGGAAGGUCAAACGUUUGGCAUGCGGCAUCCACGCGCUGCGCCAGUGACGAAGGCAGCGGCGAAAACUGGAGAGGUGGGCCGUAGGGGAACAGCGGCGGGCGUGGAACGGAGAGCGGAGGAGGCAGAGCAGUGCGAGCAGCGGGAGUCCAGACGAAGAGGGCAGCAGGCUGCGAGGAGUGCGCUAGCUCUCGGGGAGGCCCUCGGCCAAACGCCAAGCCAGCCGCCAAGCACGGAGACCGAAGGGUGAUACAAGUUACGCGCGGGAGCCCAGGGGGGGCGGGGAGCGAAGCUUGAAAAUUCUGAUGCCCGAAAUGGGUACGUGCUGGUUGCGUGCAAGCCGAC